This is a messenger RNA of Aspergillus eucalypticola CBS 122712, 1414 nucleotides long. RefSeq lists its product as uncharacterized. Lineage: Eukaryota; Fungi; Ascomycota; Eurotiomycetes; Eurotiales; Aspergillaceae. The record is from RefSeq and is a predicted model, not a curated record. Bases 84 to 1253 code for a protein of 389 amino acids. The transcript has 5 exons.
CUUCAAUUCAGCUUUACAAUUAUUUCUUGCCUCGUUUACUUAUCUUCAAGCAAUUUCCUUCAUUUUCUGUUGCCAUAAUCCUCAUGCUGACCUUCUCGCGCAAACCUAGAAAGCCCAGAGCACGCAUGAAGACCGGCGGUACCUGGAAUGAUGAAGAGAAACAGCGCUUCUGGGAUCAGCGAACAAUGUACAGUCACAUGCCCUGGAAGGAAUUUCGCAAGCAGUUCUUCCCCCAUAGAAGCCAAAACGCCCUAGAGAAGGCCUAUUCCAUUAUGAGUAUACAGAGAAGACGCGAAGCCAACAUUUCAAACCCUGAUACCCCUCGGGAUCCUCCUCCAGCCCGCAUUGUAACGCUACGAACUAGAAGCAAUAAGCGUUCACUGCCCGACGAAAUGGCGCCUGGGAAUCGUCCAGAGAAGCAGACCCGAACAGCUGCGGUCCUUUCGUCGGGACAGGACCAAGUGGAAGAAACGGAUCAAAACAAUUUGACAGACGAGGAUACGUCUUCGGACUAUGAACAGGACUCCGACGAAGAGACACUUCAGGGGCCCAGUAUACCGUGUGAAAGAGAAUGUCUAGAUGGAAUCGAGACAAUCGUCAUCGAUGAUACGAACAAUGCUCCUGAAAGCCACCAAAACGGCGAAGAAGAUGCAGGGGUAGGCAGAUCUGACGCCCAAGGAGAUACUGAUAUGCCUGACUCUCGCCCUAACGGAAGUUCGGGCGUGUCUAGCAAUAAAACCCCUCCUGCAGGCCCCAUGCCUGGACGAACAAGCAUGACACCAAGUUCAAGAAGUGGAGAAAGUCAACAAGGCCACCAGAGAAGUACAAAAGAGGCGACUGAGCCUACUAGGCCUUCCCUCCCAUCGGACGUGCAAUAUCUCAAAAACCUCAUAUGGAGGUUCGAAACUACAUUUUUCAAAAACAAUGAUCAGGAGAAAGUUAUCGCCGCGCUGCAAUGUCAGAUUGAAGAUCUCAAAAGGAUCAAUUCAGAUAAGACCGCCAAGCUGGAGUCCGCACAAGAGGAGAGUAGGAGACAUACCCAGACCAUCAAAUCCCUUGAACAACGUGAGCAGAAGUAUAGAAAGGAGAUUUAUGAAUUGAAAAACAAGCUCGUACUUUCUGACCAGCGAGCUACAAUCUUCGAGCGCAAGGUAGCUGUGGCUCGAAGCAUGAACAAAUGUGAAACGUGUCUGAGGGUCGCCAAGAUCGUGAACGCGGACGCCGAUGAGUCUUCUAAGGGCCCACGAUCAUGAACGCACCCAGCUUGUAUGUUUCAAUAUAUAUUCGGAUUGUUUAUUUUCCUUUCCUUUCUCAUACCGCUGUGGGUCUCUAUCCAUGCAUGGUCUCACCUUUUACUUUAGCAUUCACCCGAACUUUUAGCAUUAGAUAUAUAGGUCUUAAUAUAUGAUAUUAC